This is a messenger RNA of Synchiropus splendidus (mandarinfish), 3234 nucleotides long. Its product is annotated as BMP/retinoic acid-inducible neural-specific protein 3-like. The transcript has 11 exons. NCBI's taxonomy places the organism in Eukaryota, Metazoa, Chordata, Actinopteri, Syngnathiformes, Callionymidae. Gene Ontology annotation, biological process: positive regulation of neuron differentiation; negative regulation of mitotic cell cycle. The coding region runs from base 1 to 2580 and encodes 859 amino acids. The record is from RefSeq and is a predicted model, not a curated record.
AUGGCUAUGACUCAGCAGCCGGCGCUGCUGAGGACGGAGCAGGUCCCUCCGCAGGAGAGAUGCGGCUCCAGGACCAGGAUCAGCCCACCCACGUCACGCUGCGGUCCGGCCCGGGCCCUCUGUGAGGUCCAGACCUGCAGCAGGACUCGGGCUCACGCUCUCGCCCCUCUGGUGCGACCUGAAGCAGCGGGUCACGUGACUCCUGGAGCGGUCCUCAGACUCUCCCCUCCGUCUGUGGGCUGCUCCGAGCGUCUCUACAGUCAGGAACCGACCGAGCGCUGCUCGCGGCUGCUGCCGCUGCUGCUGGAGAGACGCGAUCUCCGCGAUUGUCGGCGGACGGCAGCGCCGCCUGUCACGGGACGGUACCUGGACAGACUCGUCCAAGCCUCGGGGCGGAGGGCGCCGGGGCCCCGGAGCCGCCCGGGGCCGGGCCCUCGGCUGGCUCCUGACAGCCAGGGCCCCUUCCAGCGCUCGCAGGGGUUUGUGGAGUUCUCCCAGAGGAUCCAGCAGGGCUUCACCACCAAGUACAAGAUUUACAGGGACUUUGGCCGCUGGACGGUCAGCAGCUUGGCUCUGGAGCGACAGGAGAACAGCGGCGUGUCGCUGCCCCUGGAGCCCGACUUCCUGCGGAGCAUCAGGCACCUGGGCCGGAGACCCAGCGCCGCCUCCAUCACCCACAACAUCAUCAGGAAGUACGGGACCCACUUCCUGCAGUCGGCCACUCUGGGAGGGGAGGAGUCGCUGACCAUCUUUGUGGACAGGCGCAAGUUGACUGGAGCGUCGGAGGCCAGCAGCGCCUGGUCUGGGAACUCCUCCGUGUCCCUGGAGUCUCUGCACCAACUGGCUGCCUCCUACUUCAUCGACAGAGAGAGCACCCUGCGCACGCUGCACCGCCUCCAGAUCACCUCCUCCGCCGUCAAGGUGAUGGAAACCAGGACGGGUCCUCUCGGGUGCAGCAACUAUGACAACCUGGACUCGGUCAGCUCUGUCCUGGUCCAGAGCCCUGAAAACAAGAUGCAGCUGCGAGGCCUCCAGGAGCUACUGCCGCAGCACCUGCGGAGCCGCUUCGUCCAGGCGGCUCUCAACUACCUGGGCUGCGGAGAGGAGGGUCACUUCCUGUGCCGCCACCACGACUGCUGGUGUCGGUGCUCGGCCGAGGCCCCGCGCUGCAACUGUCCGGAGGAGGAGCUGAGGGCCCUGGAGGCCAGCUUGGUCCGGAUCCGGGGCUCCUGGGCCGCAGCCAACCAGGACUUCGAGGAGUCAGAGGAGUUCCAGGGUCUGCUCCGGCGACUGCCCACCUUCUACGCCCUCAACACGUCCGGCGUGACGCACCUGUGGAGGACGGACGCCGCGCUGGUGCAGCGCUACAAGCAGCUGCAGCUCAGCGGCCGCGCGCUGCGCAGCAGAGCUCAACGCCUCGUGCGGCAGCUCUUCACCCUCAGCCGCAGGUGCAGGAGCUCACCCCGGACCCUGGAGCUGAGGGAGAGGCCCUUCAGCUUCUGGCCCGGCUACAUCUUGUCCAUCCUGUACUGCAGCCAGGACGCCCACCUGGGCGUCUACCUGGAGCCCAGCCGCCGCUGCAGCUGCCCCUCCCAGCGCUCGCCCUGCCAGGGCCUGCUGCCCUGCGCCGUGGGCCCCGGCGCUGCCUGCGCCUCCUGCUCCCCGGAGAACCGCACCCGCUGCGCCAGCUGCAACCACGGCUACAUGCUGAGUCAGGGCGCCUGCCGCCACCAGGUGGCGGACUCCACCGAGCGCUACGUCGGCCUGGAGCCGCGGCUGCGGGACCCGGAGCUGCGGCUGCUGCUGCAGAGGCGCGAGCGCCGUCUCGUCCUGGACGCCGUCUUCAUCAGCAACGACGUGAGGCUCGACAGCUGGUUCGACCCGGCGUGGAGGAAGAGGAUGCUGCUGACGCUGAGGAGCAACAAGUCCAAGUCCAAGCAGGUGCACAUGCUGCUGGGGGUCUCCCUGCAGCUCUGCCGGACCCCCAACAGCACGCUGGAGCCGGCGCUGGCCCUCUACAUCAACCCCUUCGGCGGGAGCCACUCGGAGAGCUGGCUCAUGCCGCUGGGCCGGGACCGCUACCCGGACUGGGAGAGGACUCCGCUGGACCUGCCCUUCCACUGCUCCAACUGGACCCUGAGGCUGGGUGGCAGGUGGAAGACCUUCGUGGAGACGCUCCACGUCCACCUGCGCGGCCGGGUCACAGGAGACGGGUCGGUCUAUCAGGAGCCCCUGGAGCCGCCCGCCAACCGGGGCUACAUGAAGCUCGCCGGGGUCCAAGUCUUCGGCUAUAGCGUGCACUUGGACCCGGACGCCAUCCGGGACCUGAUCCUGCAGCUGGACUACCCGCACACCCGGGGCUCUCAGGACUCUGCCCUGCUGCAGCUGCUGGAGAUCCGGGAGCGGGUCAACCGGCUGUCGCCGCCCGGGCCGCAGAGGCUGGACCUGUUCUGCUGCCUGCUGCGCCACCGGCUCAAACUGUCCAGUGGCGAGGUGGGCCGCAUCCAGGGGGCGCUGCGGGCCUUCAGCUCGCACCUGCCCGGCGCCGUGGAGGACCAGGCCGCCAGGCUGUGCAGCUAGGCAGCGCCUCCUGCUGGUGGGGAGCCAGCCUCGUUGGUCCCUCCUCCGUCUGACUUGGUUCUGCCAGGCUGAAGGUCGAUUGUCGUCGAGUCUCUCCUGACUCGUGGCGUCACGUGUGCGGCUCUGAGGAGCGAGAAGCGGCGGGAGUGCGUGGACCGGUGGCUCCGCCCAUCGCUCACCCUCAGCUGCAUCACCUCAAAGCUCUUCUAGGUGUUUUGCACCGCGGAAGCGCCAUCGAGUCGCGACUCCACGUGCUUUUGUUUUUUAUGAUCCAAGUCAGCACUGUCCAAGUCAGAGGCUCUGUUGAAGCACCAAAUAAAGGUCCAUACGUGCAGCCUGCCUCCUUCCUGUGUCGCCCGUGUCCUUGGACCAAGAGUCACAGCACCCCCUGGCUCAUGCUAGCCAUUAGCAUCUUGCUGCUCUGACUCCUCCCUGCUGUUUCAGAGUCUUCCAACAUGAGUCAGCGCCACGUCGGUGACUCACGCAAUUCACAGGUCUGUGGAGCACAGAUGCGAGGUGACACGUCGGUGCAGUGGCAUGAGCCAGUAAGGAACAAUGACACCAAGGGUGGAGUCUCAGCAGGAGUCUGAGGUCCCACAACAGGAGACUCAAGUUUGGUCUCAGAAUGAGAAAAUUCCUCGUGAAGGGAAGAGA